AUGAACGCAAAAAUGACGGGGGAGAAGCUCUGGUGGAAAGAAGGCGUGGCAUACCAAAUAUAUCCAGCCAGCUUUAAGGAUAGCAACGGAGAUGGUCUGGGUGAUAUCCCCGGUAUCAUCAGCAAGGUGGAUUAUCUGAAGGACCUAGGAAUCGACAUCGUCUGGGUGUCUCCGAUGUUUGAGAGUCCACAGAUUGAUAUGGGUUACGACAUAUCGAACUAUGAAGCAGUUCACGCACCGUACGGGACCGUCCAGGACAUGGAGGUCCUCAUCGACGAGUGCCACAAGAGAGGAAUGCGGCUCAUCCUGGACCUGGUAGUAAACCACACGUCGGACCAGCACGCGUGGUUCAAGGAGUCCAGAUCAUCAAAGGACAACCCCAAGCGCGACUGGUACAUCUGGCGGCCGCCCCGGUACGCCGAGGACGGGACGCGGAUGCCGCCGACCAACUGGCGCAGCUACUUCAGCGGGACAGCGUGGGAGUGGGACGAUCACACGCAGGAGUACUUCCUGCACCUCGACGAGUGCCGGCGGGCGAUCCACGACAGCGCGAUGCGGUUCUGGCUGGACAAGGGCGUGGACGGGUUCCGCAUCGACACGGUCAACAUGUGGUCCAAGGGCCCCGUGGCCGGGCUGCGCGACGCGCCCGUGGUCAACAGGGACACGUUCGACCAGCCGGCGUGGUGCCUGUACGCCAACGGGCCGCGGAUGCACGAGUUCCUGCGCGAGAUGAACCGCGAGGUGCUCGACAGGUACGACGCCAUGACGGUCGGGGAGCUGCCGCACACGCCGGACCCGGCGCGCGUGCUCGACUACGUGGGGCUGGGCGACAGGCAGCUCAGCAUGGUGUUCCAGUUCGACAUGGUCGACCUCGGCCAGGGGUCGCCGUACAAGUACCAGCUCCAGCGGUGGACGCUGCCGCAGCUCAAGGCCACGGUGGCCAAGUGGCAGCAGUUCAUCGAGGGCACGGACGGGUGGACGACGGCCUUCUGCGAGAACCACGACCAGGGCCGGUCCGUGUCGCGCUUCGCGUCCGACGCGCCCGAGCACAGGGAGCGGUCGGCCAAGCUGCUGGCGCUCAUGAUGUGCUCGAUGACGGGGACGCUGUUCGUCUACCAGGGCCAGGAGAUCGGCAUGGUCAACAUCCCGCGGUCGUGGCCCGUCGACGAGUACAAGGACAUCGAGGCGCUGGGCUACUACGAGGAGGUGAGGCAGGCGACGGGCGGCGACCCGGCCGCGCUCGACGCCGUGCUCGCCAACAUGUCGGUGCUGGGCCGCGACAACGCCCGCACCCCGAUGCAGUGGGACGCCUCGCCGCACGGGGGGUUCACGAGCUCGCCCGGCGGCCCGUGGAUGCGCGCCAACGACUCGUACGCCGAGAUCAACGUCGCCGACCAGCUGGCGAGGCCCGGGUCGUCCGUGCUGGGCUUCUGGCGAGACAUGAUCCGCUUCCGCAAGCGCCACGCCGACCUGCUCGUCCACGGCACGUUCGAGGUCGUCGGCGCCGACGACGACAAGACGUUUGUGUUUGUCAAGAAGAGGGACGGCCGCGACGAGGAGAUGGCGCUGGUGGCGCUCAACUUCUCGGGCGAGCAGCAGCGGGCUGCGUUCCCCCCGUAUCAGGGUGGCCGGUGGGCGUUCCAGUUUGGUAACUAUGGCGAGGACGAGAGCCCGCGGGCGGCAGGCCAGCCAGCCAACGUGACGUCAGGUGGACUAUGGGCAACCCAGUGUCUGUGUAGGCUCUGCCCAGUGGCUGCCCAAGUGAUGACUGUGCUAAAGGAACGAUGUUUAUGA
Molecule: messenger RNA, 1794 nt
Organism: Diaporthe batatas
Lineage: Eukaryota; Fungi; Ascomycota; Sordariomycetes; Diaporthales; Diaporthaceae
Exons: 6
Coding region: 1-1794 (597 amino acids)
Biological process (GO): oligosaccharide catabolic process
Molecular function (GO): alpha-amylase activity
Source: RefSeq, a predicted model, not a curated record